AUGUCUGAGAAGCAGGCGGAAUCCCGCGACUCAGCUCCACAGACCCAGACGUAUGGGACUGUUGAGGAGCUAAGGAAAUACAUUGAAACCACGCGGGACAGGCUUGUCAACGACCCGCGGACGAAGCAGAUGAUUGAUUCUGGAGAGGCAACGUGGGAUGAGGUGAAGUCAUACUUGAGGGAGCGGGCACCUCAGCGCCUCAUCGCCAGCGGCCCCACCACCACCACCUCGACAUACACGUACUCUGCGGGUUUUUGGUGCCCCGUGACCCAAGGUGGCACGUUUACGGCGGCGCCGAAUACAGUGUUCGAGGUUGCAUGCGAUGCGGAGACUGCAAAGAAGAUCAAUUUGAGGCCUCAAGUCGAUGUUGUAUUUGACGCGAAGGCGAAUCAGCUGGUCUUUGGCUUCGACUUGCCGGGUUUCAAGAAGGACGAUAUUAGUGUAGAGACGGAGAACAGAUGCCUCAGCGUCUCAGGAAAUCGGCCCAAGAUAAACCUAAAGGAGGUGUACGGGGAGCAGAUGAAGUGCCUGGUGGCCGAGAGGAACUUUGGCUUCUUUUGCAGGCGGUUUCAGUUGCCCCCGAACGCAAUAGAUGACACCGUGAGUGCAUCGAUGCAGGAUGGAGUUCUCUUCGUUCGCAUCUCAACGAGCGAGAAGGCAGCGGGAGAUAAAAAGAAAGUUAGCAUUGAAUGA
Molecule: messenger RNA, 693 nt
Organism: Eimeria acervulina
Lineage: Eukaryota; Apicomplexa; Conoidasida; Eucoccidiorida; Eimeriidae
Product: Hsp20/alpha crystallin domain-containing protein, putative
Exons: 5
Coding region: 1-693 (230 amino acids)
Biological process (GO): protein complex oligomerization; response to salt stress; response to heat
Source: RefSeq, a predicted model, not a curated record